This is a messenger RNA of Sorex araneus (European shrew), 2433 nucleotides long. It is a transcript of the gene MYD88, whose product is annotated as MYD88 innate immune signal transduction adaptor. Gene Ontology annotation, molecular function: TIR domain binding; Toll-like receptor binding. Gene Ontology annotation, cellular component: plasma membrane. The transcript is spliced from 5 exons. The coding region runs from base 12 to 890 and encodes 292 amino acids. Gene Ontology annotation, biological process: MyD88-dependent toll-like receptor signaling pathway; defense response to Gram-positive bacterium; positive regulation of canonical NF-kappaB signal transduction. NCBI's taxonomy places the organism in Eukaryota, Metazoa, Chordata, Mammalia, Eulipotyphla, Soricidae. The record is from RefSeq and is a predicted model, not a curated record.
GCGGGCCGGCCAUGGCAGCGGGGCACCCCGCGCUCCUCCCGUGCGCCCUGGCCUCGCUGCCCCUGGCGGCGCUCAACAUGCGAGUGCGCCGCCGCCUGGCGCUCUUCCUCAACGUGCCCACGCCCGUGGCGGCCGACUGGACGGUGCUGGCCGAGGAGAUGGGCUUCGAGUACCUGGAGAUCCGGCAGCUGGAGGCGCGCGCCAACCCCACGGGCAGCCUGCUGGAGGCCUGGCAGGGCCGCCCGGGCGCCUCGGUGGGCCGCCUGGUCGAGCUGCUCGCCAAGCUGGGCCGCUACGACGUGCUGGAGGAGCUGUUGCCCAGCAUCGAGGAGGACUGCAAAAAGUAUAUUAAGAAGCAGCAGGAGGAGGAGUCUGAGAAGCCCCUCCAGGUGCCCGCGGUGGGUAGCAGCAAUCCUCAGACAACAGAGCUGGCGGGCAUCACCACCCUGGACGACCCCCUGGGGCAAAUGCCUGAGUGUUUCGAUGCUUUCAUCUGCUACUGCCCCAGCGACAUCCAGUUUGUGCAUGAGAUGAUCCAGCAGCUGGAACAGACCAACUAUCGGCUGAAGCUGUGUGUGUCCGACCGCGAUGUCCUGCCUGGCACCUGUGUUUGGUCCAUCGCCAGCGAGCUCAUUGAGAAGAGGUGCCGCCGUAUGGUGGUGGUUGUCUCGGACGAUUACCUGCAAAGCAAGGAAUGUGACUUCCAGACCAAGUUUGCACUCAGCCUCUCUCCAGGCGCCCAUCAGAAGCGAUUGAUUCCCAUCAAGUACAAGCCCAUGAAGAAGGAGUUCCCCAGCAUCCUGCGCUUCAUCACCGUCUGCGACUACACCAACCCCUGCACCAAGUCCUGGUUCUGGACUCGCCUUGCCAAGGCCCUGUCCCUGCCCUGAAGCUGGCCCUGGGGCCCUGGGAGUGCGGGUGUAUCUGCCUGACGGGGUGGAGGGGCUCCUUCUCUUGCCUCUCAGCUCCCAGAGACCUGCACCUGCUGGCCCUCUCUGGGUGCCCUGCCCUACAACCUGUGUGUCCCGUGACUGUGAAAAGCAUGUCCACUUGCUGAUCCCAGGACAGUGAAAACAGUGCCAGCCGGGAUGAGGAAGACGACAGUGGGACUCCGUGUCUCUACCUAAGGACUAAGUAAGAUGAAGAGAAACUGCAAGUGCUCUGUUCAGCUCACCGUGGAGAGUGGGCCUGUCACUGUCCUGAGGGUACCAGCCUUGGCCAAGGACGAGCUGGCUCAUAAACCAGGUGCUGGCCAUCUCUGGCACAGGGCGCUGCCAGACAGCUGCCGCCACAGUGGUACCUUGCGAUGCCCUUGCCCACCUCACCUCUCUUUCCCCCCUGUCUGCUGGCCCAGCCUGGGGGAAGCCCAUUAGGAGUGUGACUCUCCAGUGGGUCCAGCUCACACCUGCCUCUGACUCCUCCCAGACUCUCCCCGCUGUUCAGGGAGUCCCAAGAGAUUGGCCUGAGAUUUUCGCUUUCUCCUCUAGAGAUGUCUGUGGCCACGUGCCAGGCUCUGCCAGACCUAAGGUGGACUCCAGCCUCUGGCACAGCCAGCAAGUUUGACUGACCUCCUCCUCAGGCUGCCCACAGAGCAUUCCCACCUCCACGGCUUUACAGAGUUGUUUGCAGUGACUGCACAUGAGCCUGCCAAAGCUUGUGGGUUGACAGACACAGUCACACAGACAGGAGUGCGGGCAUGUGCGCGCGCACACACACACACACACACACACACACACACACACGGCAUGGCUGUCUGGGAAAGGACACACACAUACAUAUACACACAAAAACACACACACACACGGCAUGGCUGUCUGGGAAAGCCCCCCCACACACACACGUGGGAAAGGACACACACACACGUGGGAAAGGACACACACACACACACACACACACACACACACGGCAUGGCUGUCUGGGAAAGGCCUCCCCAAUGCAGGGGCUAGCCCAGGAUGCAAGACGGGGCACUCCUUCCUCUCUUUGCUUUUCCCUCUCCUCUCUAAAACUCUGGAGAGGCCCCAAUGUGCUACAUUUAAGCAAGUUAACCACAGGCAGAGCUGUUUUCACUCCAAAGGGGACUUGGAUACUCCCUGCAAGUUCUCCUUGAGGGAGAAAAUGUCAUAGUUUCAGGGGUUUGUGUUCCUGAGCAGACCCCAGGACCCAAAAUCUCACUGGAAGUGUCUGCACCUACAGUCAGGCUGGGGCGGGUGUGGGCCCCCCUGUCAGGGCCUUGGGCGGGACCCUCGCUGCUGCUUGGUUCUGAGGCACUCAGCUCUCAGGCUGCCCUGCUGUGCUGCUGGAAAGUGUUUUUCCCCAAGUCCCAAAAUGUCUUUCACACCUGUUUUGUUUGGGUUCCUAGAGGCACUGAUUGGUCAUGCCUCCCUCUGUAUCCUGGGUUUUGUUUUGUUUUUUAAUAAAGAAUUAUCUACUUUG